Molecule: messenger RNA, 1610 nt
Organism: Odobenus rosmarus divergens (Pacific walrus)
Lineage: Eukaryota; Metazoa; Chordata; Mammalia; Carnivora; Odobenidae
Gene: EVX2
Product: even-skipped homeobox 2
Exons: 3
Coding region: 186-1610 (474 amino acids)
Biological process (GO): regulation of transcription by RNA polymerase II
Cellular component (GO): nucleus
Molecular function (GO): RNA polymerase II cis-regulatory region sequence-specific DNA binding; DNA-binding transcription factor activity, RNA polymerase II-specific
Source: RefSeq, a predicted model, not a curated record
AGGAUGUAUGGGUCAUUUUGACCAGUCAUUCCCUCGCUCUGGCAUCCCACAAUUUUUCCGCCUCCCUCCAAAAGAGAUAAUAAUAUUUAGAGGCGUUCGCUGGGGCUGAAUGAGAAUUAGCCCUAGGCGCAGCCCAUCAUUAGGACGGGACAGCGGGCCACUGUGACAUUUUUUAGAAAGCUGAGAUGAUGGAAAGAAUAAGAAAAGAGAUGAUUCUGAUGGAGAGAGGGCUGCACAGCCCCACGGCCGGCAAGCGGUUCUCCAAUUUGUCCGAUUCGGCUGGCAAUGCUGUGCUCGAGGCCCUGGAAAAUUCGCAGCACCCGGCUCGCCUCAGCCCGCGCCUGCCGUCCGCCCCCCUGCACGGAGCUCUGGGAGACCUCCCUGCCAAGGGCAAAUUCGAAAUAGACACUUUGUUCAACCUGCAGCACCCGGGCAGCGAAAGCACCGUCUCCUCCGAAAUUGCCUCCGCCGCCGAAGGCCGUAAAAAGCCGGGUCAUUAUUCAGAGGCGGCCGCCGAGGCUGACAUGAGCAGCGACGUGGAGGUGGGCUGCUCCGCGCUGCGCUCCCCUGGCGGCCUUGCAGCCGCGCCGCUCAAGGAAAACAAUGGCAAAGGGUACGCGGAGAGCGGCUCUGCCGCGGGCACCACGACGUCUGCGUCGGGCUCUGGCCUUGGCAGCCUGCAUGGAGGUGGCGGCAGCGGCGGCGGCGGGGGCGCGGCGCUGGGCGGCUCCGGCUCGGGCGCGGAUCAGGUGCGGCGCUACCGCACGGCGUUCACCCGCGAACAGAUCGCGCGCCUGGAGAAGGAGUUCUACAGGGAGAACUACGUGUCGCGGCCCCGCCGGUGUGAGCUGGCCGCUGCGCUCAACCUGCCUGAAACCACCAUCAAGGUGUGGUUCCAGAACCGGCGCAUGAAGGACAAGCGGCAGCGCCUGGCUAUGUCGUGGCCGCACCCGGCCGACCCCAGCUUCUACACCUACAUGAUGACGCACGCGGCCGCCACCGGAAGCCUGCCCUACCCCUUCCACUCGCACGUGCCGCUGCACUACUACCCGCACGUGGGUGUCACGGCUGCGGCCGCCGCGGCUGCGGCCUCCGGCGCAGCGGCCGCGGCCUCGUCGCCCUUCGCAACUUCCAUCCGCCCGCUGGACACCUUCCGUGCCCUCUCGCACCCCUACUCGAGGCCGGAGCUGCUGUGCAGCUUCCGCCACCCGGGCCUCUACCAGACGCCAGCGGCCGCCGCGGGGCUCAACAGCGCGGCCUCGGCCGCGGCGGCUGCAGCAGCUGCAGCGGCUGCGGCCUCCUCGGCCGCGGCGGCCGGGGCGCCCCCCAGCGGCGGCUCCGCGCCCUGCUCGUGCCUCAGUUGCCACAGUAGUCAAUCCGCCGCGGCGGCCGCAGCAGCCGCCGCCGCGGCCCUGGGCUCCCGGGGUGGCGGCGGGGGCGGCGGGGGCGGCGGCGGCGGCGGCGCGGGGGCCGCGGGGGGCUCGGACUUCGGCUGCAGCGCCGCGGCGCCUCGCUCCGAGAGCGGCUUCCUGCCCUACUCAGCGGCUGUGCUUAGCAAGACCGCCGUGAGCCCGCCGGACCAGAGGGACGAGGCGCCGCUCACCAGAUAA